Molecule: messenger RNA, 2067 nt
Organism: Suncus etruscus (white-toothed pygmy shrew)
Lineage: Eukaryota; Metazoa; Chordata; Mammalia; Eulipotyphla; Soricidae
Gene: MTHFD2
Product: methylenetetrahydrofolate dehydrogenase (NADP+ dependent) 2, methenyltetrahydrofolate cyclohydrolase
Exons: 8
Coding region: 56-1108 (350 amino acids)
Biological process (GO): tetrahydrofolate interconversion
Cellular component (GO): mitochondrion
Molecular function (GO): methenyltetrahydrofolate cyclohydrolase activity; methylenetetrahydrofolate dehydrogenase (NAD+) activity; methylenetetrahydrofolate dehydrogenase (NADP+) activity
Source: RefSeq, a predicted model, not a curated record
CGCAGGGCCCGCGCGCGCGCUUCUCUACAGGUCCAGGCACCGGCGCACGGGCUCUAUGGCUGCUGCAUCUGUCUUGUCCACGUUGGCCACUCGGCUGCUCCGGCCCGCGCGGAGUUCCCUCCCUCUCCAUCACACCUUCCACCACUCGGCCCUUCGAAAUGAAGCUGUUGUCAUUUCUGGAAGGAAACUUGCCCAGCAGAUCAAGCAGGAAGUGCAGCAGGAGGUGGAGCAGUGGGUGGCUGCAGGCAACAAACGGCCUCACCUGAGUGUAGUUCUGGUUGGUGAGAAUCCUGCAAGUCACUCCUAUGUCCUCAACAAAGCCAGGGCAGCUGCGGAUGUGGGGAUCACCAGUGAGACCAUUGUGAAGCCAGCUUCAAUUUCAGAAGAGGAGCUAUUGACUUUAAUUAAUAAACUAAAUAAUGAUGAUAAUGUAGAUGGCCUUCUUGUUCAGCUGCCUCUGCCAGAGCACAUUGAUGAGAGGAAGGUUUGCAAUGCUGUUUCACCAGACAAAGAUGUGGAUGGCUUUCAUGUGAUUAACGUAGGGCGAAUGUGUUUGGAUCAAUAUUCCAUGUUACCAGCUACCCCGUGGGGUGUGUGGGAAAUAAUUAAGCGAACUGGCAUUCCAACUUUAGGGAAGAAUGUGGUUGUGGCUGGAAGAUCAAAAAACGUUGGCAUGCCCAUUGCAAUGUUACUGCACACAGAUGGGGCACAUGAACGACCUGGAGGUGAUGCCACAGUUACAAUAUGUCAUCGACACACUCCCAAAGAACAGCUGAAGAAACAUACAAUUCUUGCAGAUAUUGUGGUCUCUGCUGCAGGGAUUCCAAAUCUUAUUACAGCUGAUAUGAUCAAGGAAGGAGCUGCUGUCAUUGAUGUGGGAAUAAACAGAAUUCAAGAUCCUGUGACUGCUAAACCCAAAUUGGUUGGAGAUGUGGAUUUUGAAGGAGUCAAGCAGAAAGCUGGUUAUAUUACUCCGGUCCCUGGAGGUGUGGGUCCUAUGACAGUGGCCAUGCUAAUGAAAAACACCAUUAUCGCUGCAAAAAAAGUGCUGAGGCUGGAAGAAAGGGAAAUACUAAAGCCUAAGGAGCGUGGAGUGGCAACCAAUUAACUGUCCUGUCUUCUGCCUGGUGAACAACACUCUAAGGCAACGGAGAAGCAGAGCAGUUGAAUAGAAAUGCAAUAUUUUUAUUUAUUCUACUGAAAUGUUUUAAAAUAAUGCUUUGUAUUUAUUGAGAGCUUAAGAGGGGGUGUUUGCACACAUAGCUCUGCCAUACCUCACCCAGAGGCCACCAGUAUUGUGCUGGCUCAUCAUCUUUCCAGAGAAGCCAGAAACCUAGGGAUUCACAUGGGACAACAUAGUCAAUCAUGCCACCAGCGGAACCGUAAUGGUGUCUGUCACUUCCAUUCAAAUUAGCCUUUCUAGGGUUGCAUUUCCCAAGUGCUAUUUUAAUCAAAGUUGAUACUCACUUUAGGUGUUAAGCCUUUUGAGCUCAACUGAUCAAACCAAAGGAAAAAAGUUGUAAGAGAAAAUUAGGGGAAAGAACCAAUGGUAAUUGAGUAGGAAAAGUUCACCCUAAUUUAUAUAACCAGAAGAUAUGCUGUAUGUCAGUAAUGUCCUAAGUUAUCAUUUUGUAGUUUAGCUCUUGGAAAGAUGUAUGGGGUUGUUUUAUUUGGUUUUGUGUUUCUUACAUUUGUUAGAUCUCCUCAUUUCAGUUUUCUAGGAUUGGAAGACUUAUUUUAUAAAUUAUGUGUGUGCAUUGUCAUAUUUAGCUUUCCUUCUGUCUUCAGACUUCAUUUUUGUACUGGUAACUAUCUGGUUUUUUUUUUGUUUGUUUGUUUGUUUGUUUUGGAAACCUACUUUUGAAAAACAAAACAUGGGCCUGAUAAUCAUUGAGGCAGCUUGGCUAAGUAUGCGACUCACUUUUCCACCAAAGACCUGUCAGCAGCUGCUUGCUUUUCUCUUAUGCACCUGUUGGCUUUCCCUCAACUGGUUUUUGAGAGCUUAAGUUAAUACUGAAUUUAAUCAGAUUUUCUGGUUAAAGGUUUUUUUUUUGGCUUUUGUUUAUU